Molecule: messenger RNA, 2724 nt
Organism: Morchella importuna
Lineage: Eukaryota; Fungi; Ascomycota; Pezizomycetes; Pezizales; Morchellaceae
Exons: 3
Coding region: 1-2724 (907 amino acids)
Biological process (GO): regulation of transcription by RNA polymerase II; DNA-templated transcription
Cellular component (GO): chromatin
Molecular function (GO): RNA polymerase II cis-regulatory region sequence-specific DNA binding; zinc ion binding; DNA-binding transcription factor activity, RNA polymerase II-specific
Source: RefSeq, a predicted model, not a curated record
AUGUCUCCUCUUCAGCAGCCUAUUGGAACUCCGACUUCGCCCUUCGGGUCCGAUUUCCCUAGCAUUAAUUCAUCGUCCUACUAUUCCAUUGACGAUGAGGAUGAUUAUGAAUGGAUGAAUGUUUUGGGUGGGGGUAGUCUUCUGAACGAACCCGUUGAUCAGUCAUCUCCGAGCGCUUUCAGCACCACUUCCGCGAGUGGGAUAAGCGAGUUGAUGCUCAACGACGCUGUAUGGGGGGCUGGCGGAAUUGGAAUCAACUCUACGGGCAGCUCGAUGAACUAUUCUCCAUCGACUGAUUUUACGACUCCGAAUUUCAAUGAUACCCCACCGCCUGAUCCGCUUUCCAUCUCCCCAUCAGGGAUGGCAGCUGGCUUCUCUUCUCAUUACAAUCAGUUUCCGAACCAAGAAGCUCCGCCAGCUGGCCCGAACUCGAUGAGCUCUUGCGGAUCAUCCCUAAUAUCGCUUGCAGCUGAAUCCGUUACCGAAGCCACCCGCGCGGCAUUGUUGACCACCUUGACGCAGCAGCCAGGAUUUAACGCCCAAGCAAACCAACAAAAUUAUCAGAAUUCUCGUAACCAACAACAACGUAGGUACUCGACAUCUGCACAAUCGUCCCCAGUAACUACAGGAUUCACCGCAUCGGUAAAGCAAGCGUCUGCGGUCAAUUUGCCCAGCACCAAGGAGCUUCAGCGCUAUGUUUCCGCCUAUAUCAAGUACUUCCAUCCGCACUUACCAUUCCUACACAUCCCUACCUUGAAUUUCAAUUCUUCUACCUUUACAAGCAGCUACAAGGGUGGGCAACGCAACGGUGGCAUGACUGGUGGCGGUGGGUGUCUCGUUUUGUCCAUAGCCGCAAUCGGAGCCCUUUACGAAUUCGAGCCGAUAAUUGCACGUGAGCUCUUUGAAGCAGCGAAACGCAGCAUUCAAUUGUUCCUGGAGGACCGACGAAAGGCCGAUGUCAGUGCUGCAAUCAGCGGGAUGCAUGGGUCGGGCUCAAAUGGAGGUGACUCGAGCAGCAAUACCCCCGUUUGGCUUGUUCAGGCAAUGCUUCUUAAUGUUAUCUAUGGAUUGCAAUGUGGUGACAGAGCAGCUUGUGAAAUUGCUGUUACCCACUGCGGGGCAUUGGUUUCUUUGGCAAGGUCCGCAGGUUUGACGCGCCCAACAGCUAUUCCUGCCAUGAAUUCUGUUAAGCAAGAAGAUGGCGAUAUUCAGAUGGGGGAUUUGGAUCUGGGGUCGUUUGAUGGAAGUGUUGGUAGUGAUGGAUGGGGAGGACUUGGGAUCAAAAUGGAGGCCGAUGAAAACGUCGAAUGGACGAGCUGGAUCAUGGCCGAGGAAAGGAAGAGGACCCUGUAUGCGGUGCACUUUCUCUCUAGCUUGCUCGUUGCUGCACACAACCUGUCCCCGACACUUAUGAACAACGAGAUCCGCCUCGAUUUGCCUUGCAACGAGGAGUUGUGGUCUUCGCACGAUGCUGCUGAAUGGCAACAAAGAGGCGGCCUCGUUGCUGCCUCCAAGAGCUCGGUUAGUUUCGCGAAUGCGCUUAACGGACUUUUGUCCACAGGCCAACAGCAAUACGGUCCCCCGGGUAAAUUCCAGAAUUUCACCAACGGCCAACAAGGAGGAAUCCCACCCUACCCGCCUUCUGGGAUCAUUCCCAGUACAUUUGGAUGUCUUGUCCUCAUAUGUGCGCUUCAUGUGUACAUUUGGGAGACACGCCAAAGGCACCACGCCCGUCACUGGACUUCGGCGGAAGCAGAAGCGAUGCACGCGCACAUUGAGCCUGCCCUGAAAGCAUGGCAAGCAGCGUGGUACAGUAGCCCGCAUCACAGCAUCGAGCGACCAAAUCCAUACUCAAUGGGCCCUCUAUCAGCCGACUGCAUUCCUCUCCUCGAUCUUGCGUACAUCCGUCUCUUUGUAGAUUUGGGAAGAGCAAAGGAGUUCUUUUGGGCAAGGGAUUACGAUGCCAUGGCAGAGGAGAUUGCUCGUGGAUGGGAUAAUGGCCAGAUUACAUCUUCCAGCGCAUCUUCAACCUCAGCGCAGUCUGAUGCGUCGUUUUCUGGUGCGAUGUCGCCCGCUUCUUCUCCUGCCUCUACUUCGCCCUCUCCGAGCCUUCGGCCAAUCAAGAUGGAGCCCGGAACAUCGUUCACAAACAAUGGCAUGCCCGUUAGUCCCAAUGGAGCUUGUUCGAAGCGCGAAAAACAUCUUAGAAAAGCUGCUUUCUACGCCGCGGACUCACUAGCGAUGUCGGAUACCCUUGGCGCCUCAACUUCAUCUUCUUCUACCGCCUGCCGCGAACUCCCCAUCCAGUCUGCACUUUGUACAUUUGAUUGUGCGCAGGUCCUUGCUGAGUGGAUUGCCACUGUCCAGGAACGCGUUGCACCUUUUGUUGGAACCCUUGGCUGCGGUGAUAAGUUCGAAUUAGGAGGAAUUGAGGGGCUAAUGAUUCUCGAAGCUGAGGACCGUAAGCUACUCGGAAAGGUUAUGGAGAUGCUGAGAAACGCGCAGGCGAAGAUGGCUAUGGAUGCUUAUGCUACCGCCAACGGGAGCGGGAUCAUCAACGCAGAUAGUGGUUUGGGUCCCAAGGUGUUGAGAGUUAGUGCCUAUCUUCUGGAUAAGGUGGUUGUGUGGCCUGCUACACGCCUCAUGGCGCAAGCUCUCCGCUCGCAAGCAGAUCAUAUGGAAGUCCGAAACAAUACAAUGCUCGCUCAUCAUAUGCAACACUAA